AUGAUUCCGAGAACACUAUUACGCCAAACCCGGGCAGUGAGCUCCAGUAUACGGGCAGCCCCACGGUCAUCAUUAGCACGGCCACAAUUCCGCCAAUCCAAUCUUUCCUUCGCAUUGGCUUCGAGACCAGCGACAUCGAGAUGGUAUUCCACAGAGCCAGAAACCAAGAAGGCGGAAGGCGAUGCUACUGCAGAGUCGAAAACAGAGGGGAAGAGCAGUGAAGCAGAAGAUCCUGCAAAGAAGGAAUUAGAGGCGAAGAAUAAGGAGAUUAUUGAUCUGAAGGAUCGAUAUCUCCGCUCCGUGGCCGAAUACCGCAACCUCCAAGAGAGAACCAAGCGGGAUAUGCAAUCCGCGAAGGACUUUGCCCUGCAAAAAUUCGCCAAGGACCUCGUCGACAGUGUCGACAACCUCGAUCGAGCCUUGGCCAUGGUCCCAGAGGAAAAGCUCAAUGCCAAGGAGAAAACAGAGCAUUUGCAAGAUUUAGUCUCACUAUAUGAUGGUCUGAAGAUGACCGAGUCCAUCCUGAUGCAGACGCUGAAGAAGCAUGGACUGGAGAGAUUCGAUCCUAGCGUCGAAGGCGAGAAGUUCAAUCCGAAUGAGCACGAGGCGACGUUUAUGACACCCAUGGAGGGGAAGGAGGAUAACACCGUCUUCCAUACGCAACAAAAGGGUUUCAAGCUUAAUGGGAGGGUCCUACGAGCUGCGAAGGUCGGUGUUGUGAAGAAUACAUAA
Molecule: messenger RNA, 732 nt
Organism: Hyaloscypha bicolor E
Lineage: Eukaryota; Fungi; Ascomycota; Leotiomycetes; Helotiales; Hyaloscyphaceae
Product: putative GrpE protein like protein, mitochondrial
Exons: 2
Coding region: 1-732 (243 amino acids)
Biological process (GO): protein folding; protein import into mitochondrial matrix
Cellular component (GO): PAM complex, Tim23 associated import motor
Molecular function (GO): adenyl-nucleotide exchange factor activity; protein-folding chaperone binding; protein homodimerization activity
Source: RefSeq, a predicted model, not a curated record